AUGUCUGACGGAGGCAUAACGAUACUAGAUGGAGACACUCUAAGAUCGCUCCAUGUGUCCUUACAGGAUGACACCGUCUCUCUAACCGGAGGUCAGGUCCUCGAUUUAGCAGAAUCCGAAGCAUCUCAGUCUCUCUUUGGCCUCUCAUUGCCUCAACACCUCAAGUCCUCCGCUCUCCGUCGCAUUAACAUCGAUGGCGUUGACGUUGACGUCGAUUUCAGACGAACAGAACUCAGUCGAGAAGAAGCUUCAAGGAAGCUCAGUGAGUAUCUCUCUGCCAUCGCUGAUGAACUCAAAGGUAUUGAUCUUGGUAGCCGACCAAAGAAUCCAUUAGUGGUGUCGAUUUUGGAUGGGAAUGCAUUGCGGAUGUUUUUGGAAGAUGAAGAUGAUUUUGCUAUGAUAGCAGAGAAUUUAUUUACUGAUUUGGACACAGAAGAUAAAGGGAAGAUUAGCAAAAGUGAGAUAAGAAAUGCAGUUGUUAGUAUGGGAGUUGAAAUGGGUGUCCCUCCUCCUGAAGAAGUUGCGGAUGCUUUGGCUAAAAAGCAUAUUGCUGUCAUCCAUAACAUCAAGAUAGUUAAUGGUUCUGAGCUAAGAAAGGUUUUGGCCGAUGAGAAGAAAUUGAUUGAAGUCAUAGCAAAGAUAUCGCAGAAAAAACACGAUGGAAAGAAUGACCAGAAAAGUACAGAGAUAAUCAGGGAUUUCCUGGAGAAAAGUGGAAAAGAACUGGGCUUGCCACCAUCAGAAGCCAAUGAAGCAGUGAUUCUACUAUAUGAUGCUGUAUUUGCUGACAUAGACAGUGGAAAGGGUGCUUCUGAAGGGAAAGAUGAAUUUAGGAAACUUGUGAAGGAAAUUCUUGAGAAAUUUGCAGAGCAGCUUGAGGCCAAUCCUGUCUACUGUGAUCUUGACGGUUAA
This is a messenger RNA of Dovyalis caffra, 912 nucleotides long. NCBI's taxonomy places the organism in Eukaryota, Viridiplantae, Streptophyta, Magnoliopsida, Malpighiales, Salicaceae. The record is from the annotation of a GenBank genome assembly.